CUCGACUCUACUCGCACUUGAUUUCCCGUCAAUGUGGCGUCUGCUUGGAACAUCCCGGCUGUUCUUACUUCUUUCUACCUACUUCCGUGCAGGUCGGAAAAUAACUGACUUUACCUUGUCACCAAAUUCACAGGUCUCAAUCUCUGGCUGGGGACCUUGGGGCCUGCAGAACUUGCGCGUACUCGUAUUGCCGACUCGAGUCAUCUCGGAGCCAGCGGGGCGGCCCAGACGCCGGACCCAGCCUUAGCCCCAGCUAACCCAACUGGUAGCUAGAUACUAUCAAACAUUGCGGAUCGCUAAUCAAUUGACUUCAAUUUUCGUCAGCUUUAUGCAGGGUUGGUUGAUCUGAUCCUUCGAAGACAUCCUUGU
This is a messenger RNA of Aspergillus sclerotioniger CBS 115572, 369 nucleotides long. RefSeq lists its product as uncharacterized. The coding region runs from base 32 to 247 and encodes 71 amino acids. The record is from RefSeq and is a predicted model, not a curated record. The transcript has a single exon. Lineage: Eukaryota; Fungi; Ascomycota; Eurotiomycetes; Eurotiales; Aspergillaceae.